Messenger RNA from Diaporthe amygdali, 999 nucleotides. RefSeq lists its product as uncharacterized. The coding region runs from base 1 to 999 and encodes 332 amino acids. Lineage: Eukaryota; Fungi; Ascomycota; Sordariomycetes; Diaporthales; Diaporthaceae. The transcript is spliced from 2 exons. The record is from RefSeq and is a predicted model, not a curated record.
AUGCCUCCUUCUCCAACCACCUACCUCGGAGGACUUGCAUCCUACACAGGCAUCUCACAAUCACUUUUGGCCCCCCCAAGCAGCAGCAUCAUUAUCAGUAGUAGCAAGAGGAUUAGCAGUAGCAGUAGCAUGGGUACCAGCACUACCAGCACCGCCAGCAUUACAAUCAGCAGCAGCGCAUCGAUGAGCGCAACGCCUACUGCGACACAUAUAUGUGCUGGUUUCCACGGAUAUGAUAGGGAUGGGUUGAACAUAGCAUAUUACCCAGCAACAAACUACAGUCGCUGUCUCUUGCUUUGCGAUUCCAAUACAAACUGCUUGAGUUUCGGUAUUGAUACCACUUCGGCUUGCAUUCUCUAUGAUUAUGUCAUUGAGGGCAAUAUGGUAGCCGUCCCAUCAUCAGGCAACACUUUCUACAAUAAGGGUGGUGUCUGUCCGCAGACUUCUAGCGGCUCGCCUACAUCUUCAAGCACGUCGAGCACGUCAAAGCCGUCAAGUUUCCCAAUCAACUCGAUCACGUUCCCCGCGUCAAUUGGCACCGCCACGCUCAUAGCCGUCCCUGCGGAACCAGAGAGCAACGUAAACUUCGGAUUUGAAGCCGACUCGAUCGGAUCCAUUGGAUACACAAACCGCACAACCGGAGACUAUAUCGGGUUUUACUCCACCAGUAUUCCGGCUGGUGUACAGUUUUGCGACACUGUCGGAUAUCUCUACCAUGGGCGAUCCGGGCUCUGCGUGACUGCCAUUGUGCCAGCAUCGCCAAAUUCAGUCAAAUAUACUGGCGGCGCGGUGCAGCUGCAGUCAUGUGAUGUCACUGGCUCGACGCCUCCUGAGUCGCAAGCGUUCUGUGGUGUUCACGAUCAAACCUACGGGGGUUGCAACAUGUUUGUGCAGUUCAAGGGCGACAUAAUCACGGAUGUGCCGUAUGGAUCUAGCGAUGCUGAUGGACCAGAGAGCCUUAGUUUUCCUGAUGGGUACAGCUGGGCUUACGGUUGUUAG